AUGCGACCUUCUUCCAUCAUCGGAAAUCUUCUUCCCAUCAAUUCCUCUCAUCAUGAUGCGACCCUGAAGAAGAAUGGUUCCAAUAAUAUCGUGAUGAAUCCAACAAACACAACUACUUCACCCUUCCAAAAAGAAAUACCACAAACACCCCUUUCUGCUCGCUCGCAGAGUUCAAUGUCGUCCUCCUCAUCGCCUGCUUCAGCUAUCACGACUCCCAUUAGUAGCUUGAGUGGAAAUUCAACGAGAUCUUGGAUUUCAUCUUCAUCGGCCUCCUCAGCGACCACCAUCACGAACAUCACCAAUUCGUUCCACCCACCUAAUCUCAAAUUUCAACAACACCAGUCUUAUCAUAACGUUCAUCAUCCAUUGAGCCAAACUUCUUCAGAGAGUGGAGGUGAGAUGUUUGAUGCAAAACAAUACAACGAAACUGCAACAGAGGAGAUUGAUAAGGAAUUGGAGGAUGAUGAUUUGUGGUUUGUGGAUGAAGAGCUUGGUGACACUGAGUGGAAUCUCGAAAAUCAGCCCUCCAAUAAUGGCUCUGAGACUUUUCCAAGCUCCAUGCAGACGACAACCACCACAACUUCUAUUAACAAGGAUGAAGAAGAAAUUGUCUUGGAUCUUGAUGACGAUUUUGUGGAAGCUCUGUCAUCCUUAGAGAAGUCCUCAUCCAGCAAUCAUAACAACGUCGACACGAACAAUAGAGAGUCUUUCAAUCCGCCUCUCCAACUUCAGCCUCCUCCUCCUCCCUCACACUCCCUUACACAAGCCUCAGAAGAGCCCAUUGACCUGACCGAUUUGGAAGAAAUAAUGUGGCAAGACGUCGAUGACAUUCCACCGAUUAAUCCACAACUGCAACAUGCCAUAGAGAAUGCUCCCCAUAACACCUCAUUCACAACAUCCGACAAGUUUUCUCUCUACUAUUAUAUACCUGAACAGAUCGCUGACAAUUACAAGCACACUACUCUGUAUCCUUGGCAGGUGAGUUUACUCCACGAUACAGGAGUUUUAGAAGGACAAAAUCUCAUCUAUUCUUCUCCAACCAGUGGUGGUAAAACACUCGUGAGUGAAAUCGUCAUGGUUCGAAGACUUACACAAGACAAAUCAAAGGUCAUCUUCAUUUUACCAUUUAAGGCCAUUAUUGAGGAGAAAGUUUCAGAUUUGAACGGAAAAUUCAAGGAUGUUGGAUGGAAGGCAAAUCCCUAUCAUUCAGAGGCUGUAAAAAUCUCAGAAAUUGCCUCGUUCAAUGAUGACGAUGAACGAGUCAUGGUUUGCACGUUUGAGAGAGCAAAUAGCAUUCUCAACGGCCUCAUCUCAUCUGGAAAAAUUGAUGAAAUUGGUGCGAUCAUUAUUGACGAACUUCAUAACAUUACUGAUCCAAGUAGAGGCUAUAUACUCGAACUCAUUCUCACAAAGAUUGUUUACUUAAAACCCAAAAUUCAAAUCAUUGGAAUGUCAGCUACCUUGCACAAUGUAGAAAAAUUGGCUAAUUUUUUGAAUGCACACCUGUUUGUCACUGACUAUCGACCUGUGCCACUCUCUGAAUAUCUGGUUCACAAAGAAAAGGUGUAUAGUGUGUGUAGCAAGUCAAAUGGCAAGAGCCAUUCGAGUAAUUCUGGCAAUGAUAUGAAGCAUGGAGAAGCUUUACUAGUUCGAGAGUUACCCAAGCCGAACAUUGCAAAUAUGAAAUUACCAGAACGAUUUGAAAUUUUCAUUCUUCCCCUACUUGAUACCAAUUUUUCAACCCUAAUAUUCUGUAGUUCUAAAGCCAAAUGUAAAUCAUAUGCGAAGUUUAUUGCAACUCAAUACUUUCGAGAAAACAUAGCUGAACACUUGCGACAACAGAGGCAAGAAGAAAUCAAUAGGUUACGCUUUUCAUCGUCUGGAUUGGAUCCUGACUUGAAAAUUUGCCUCGAGCAUGGUGUUGGUUUUCACUAUUCCUCACUCACGAUGGAAGAAAAGAAGCUUGUAGAAACAUCAUUCAGGAAUGGUAUGAUCAAAGUACUGCUAUGUACAACCACUUUGGCAACAGGUGUAAACUUGCCAGCUAGGCGUGUCAUUAUUACAUCACUAAGCAUGGGUACAGAUUCGUUGGAUGUGGCCACCUACAAACAAGCAUCCGGUCGAGCGGGUAGAGCAGGAAUUGACAUCACUGGAGAAUCAUAUCUUUUCGUACCUUCUCUAGAGCAAGGAAACAGGUUACUUUCGUCUCAUUUUGCCUCAAUGUUUUCUUGCCUUAAUGAGAAACAAAUUUCAAGAGCUCUUUUGGAAAACAUUUCUACAGGUACAAUUAAGACAGCAGAUGAUAUCGAAAGGGUUCUGAGUUGCACUUUUCUUUCAAAGUGUUUACCACCCCAUCAAAUGCAUCAACUAUCCAAGAAUGCACGAAACUUUCUUCAUGAAAAAGGUUUCAUCGAAUGGGUUGAGAAAACACAAUCCUUUGUUUGUACUGAUCUUGGGAAAGCAACACAAGUGUCGAACAUUGACUUGCAAGAUGCGCUCGAAUACUAUACAGCUAUGAAACACUGUGAACAAGGCUUUUAUCUCGCAGAUGACAUGGGUAUUCUUUUCUUGCUUGCUUCGUUUGUUCCUGAAGGAUAUAAUGACGAACAUAAAUUGAGAGGGGAUGCAGAGAGGAUUAUAGAGAUUGGCCACUCGCGAAAACAAUUCAAACAAUUUAUUGACAGACAGGAUAUUGGUUUCUCUCAAUUCAAAGAAGCUCUUGCUUAUUGCAUGGUCGAUAGGACUCGACUUUUGGCAUUGAAAAAUCGAAUUUAUGCCUUGAGAAGAACUUUUAUUCUGUAUGACAUUACGAGAGAGUGCAAAAUAGAUUGGAUUUCCACAACAUACUAUAAUAGUGCCGAUCAAAGAGGCAUUGUUCAAUCCAUUCAGAGAGAUGCAGCUGCAAAGGCCUCCGUACUCUCGACCUUUUCUUCUAACAUUUCCAUAUCUCCAAUUUUUUUCGAAUCAUUUCGAAGAGUUAAGGAAAUGUUGUUAUGUGGAGUUCCUCAAGACCUGGUACCACUUGUGCAACUUCCUUUCAUCGGCUCCUCUACAGCAAGACUAUUAUUUAAAGAAGGUUACAAGUGUAUCCGUCAGGUUGCAGAAGAAGACCCCUACAUUAUUGAGAGAAUCAUUUCGAAAAAUUGCAACAAUGGAGAGCAAUCUCGGGCAUUCGAUAUUGUAGAGGGAGCAAAAGAGAUUGUCAAACAAAACAUUCUACCGCGAGAUUGGAUUGAUGGACGUGAGGAGGAUCCGGAUCAAUAUAUUGGAAAACGAAAGAAAAAGUCUAGGUCAAAAAAUGCGCCGAAAAAGAAAAAACAAGACACCAUUAUCGAAAUUAAGGCAGAUGACGAUAACAACAUGGAGGAGUUGGAAAAUGAUUGGAAGAACUGUUGUGCAUUUUCGUUUUGUUUCGAGUUUGGUCUUCAAAAGAAAAAAGAUAAUCCAACAUCAUUUAUCAAGAAUAGGGAUCAAUAUUUUGUCAAAGCGUUGGCCAUAUGUUUCAACACAGAGCACGAAACUAUUUUGAUGAACAAUAGCUGUGAGACAAUCAACCCAAAUACUCCAUCCAAAUCUUACUUUAUCCAUGUCACUAAAAGCGAAAAGAGAAAGGACUUCAUUAAGAAAAUAUUCUCGGAUGGCACUCGUAAAAAAAUUACAUACUCCCUCAAGAAGCAACAAACAAAGAUACUACAAUGCUGGAACUUUAUAAUUAGAGAUCCUAUUUUGGACGUUAUGAUUGCAGAAUGGAUUCAAUAUCCUGACGAUUCUGAGAAUGAGAAUUCUUUAGAAGAAAUUUAUGUCAAGUGUUUCCCGUCCAAACAAUUUUUAUUUUCACCAAGCAACAACGAUCAUUUCAUUGUCAAGACUGCUGCUCAAUGCUGGCCCAUUAUUUCUCUAUUGGCAGUUCGUAUCCACAACUAUAACUUAUCUGGCAUGUUUGAUUUUGAGAUGAGCUUUGUAAAAGUACUCAGCACAAUGGAGAAGAAUGGAAUUCGUUUCGAUUAUGACUGGAUUAAACGAAAUAAUUCAAUCAUUGAAGCAAGACUACAGGAGAUUAACAGUCAGCUUAAUAGUCUACCGGCUCUCGAUGGAAGAACCAUAAAAACUUGCAACAAUGAUGAUGUUGCGUUUCUUCUCUUUGACAAGCUAAGGAUGCGAGGAACUGAAAGAAAAACGAACAAGGAAAUUUUGGAAAAGUUGAAAAAACUGUAUCCUGAUAAGGCCCAUAUUAUGUCACUCAUUAGUGAGUAUCGAUACUUACUGAAUAUCAAGACACAUCACAUUCAAAACAUUCCCAAUGAUAUCAAAUAUUGUGUCAAUAGAUCAGAAUAUCGAAUAUUUGCAACUCAAAUGCAAACAACUUCUGCGACGGGAAGAUUGAGUGUGAAAAAUCCGAAUCUUCAAAAUAUUCCAAAAGACAUUACCAUUAAGAACCCACACUAUGGAGUUAACGGAGAUGAUAAGGAGCAUGUUGUGAUUAGCAUUCGAAGUGGAUUUAUACCAAGAAAGGGCUUUGUCAUGCUCUCAGUGGACUACAAAAAUAUUGAAUUGCGAAUUCUUGCUCAUUUUUCGAAAGAUCCAGCUUUGACUGAAAUAUUGAAAAACGAAUCGAGAGAUAUUUUCGAAGAGAUUGCACGAAAUUUUUGGAACAUCCCUGAAGGGGAGGUAAUUCCUCAGACCUAUCGAAGCUUGGUGAAACAAAUCAUCUAUGGAAUUUCCUACUGUAUGGGAGCUGCCACUCUCUCUGAAAAAAUGUUUAACAGCGAAAAUGAAGAUCAAUUGUUGAGACCAGGUGAAGACAAAAUAGAGGCAGCAGAAAGAUACAAGCAACAAUUUUUUGAAAAGUAUCACCAUCUCAAAUUGUUUAAAGAUAAGGUCGAAGCUACUCUCGUUGAAAAACAUUGGAUCACCACUCUCUUUCAUCGAAAGAGAUUUAUGCACGAUAUUGCCUCCACAGAUUCUUCCUGUAGGGCUGCGGCAAGAAGAGCUGCUCUCAAUACUGUUAGCCAAGGCUCCGCUUCCGACAUUAUGAAAAUUGUCAUGCUUGGCAUUUAUAACUUUAUGAGACAUUUCAAUCGAAAGGAAAUGAGAUCAUACAUGCUUGUUCAAAUCCAUGACGAGUUACUCUUUGAGGUUAAAGAGGAAAGUGUGAAAAUAUUCACGUGGUGUGUGAAGAGUAUUAUGGAAUCCACUUGCAAGCUGAGAGUGCCACUCGGUGUAAAGUGUCAAGUUGGUGACUCUUGGGGAACCUUAAAAGAUUACACGGUUGAUGAGAGAACACUUUCCCAACAGGAAAAACAAGAAGUAGCCAAACUGGAAGAGUCACUCGGCGCAGGUUGGGCCAAACGCUUAAAUAUUCGGCAACUCGGUCUCCUUCCCCAUCACGAAGAGCCGUCUGAGGACAAUGAGGAUCAAUACGAUGAGAAUGACGAUGAGGAAGCUUGGCAAGUGGACUCUCCUUCAAAUUGA
This is a messenger RNA of Naegleria fowleri, 5472 nucleotides long. RefSeq lists its product as uncharacterized. NCBI's taxonomy places the organism in Eukaryota, Heterolobosea, Eutetramitea, Acrasida, Naegleriidae. Bases 1 to 5472 code for a protein of 1823 amino acids. The transcript is spliced from 2 exons. Gene Ontology annotation, biological process: DNA-templated DNA replication; double-strand break repair. The record is from RefSeq and is a predicted model, not a curated record. Gene Ontology annotation, molecular function: ATP binding; DNA-directed DNA polymerase activity; DNA binding.